CAUUUUUAGACAACAUCGUCCACCAUUUUACUGUUUUGCUUGCAAACCAUCUCGGAUUACUUAAAAAGCCGCCCGCGUUCUAUGAAACCACACCGGAAUCGCAUUCAGAACGCAUUAACGCGUCUAUAGCACCAACUUCCGCUUGUUCAAUUUGAGGUUACCCGAAGGAGAAACGAUGGAAAGUGAACAAUUCUCGUUGUGUUGGAACAAUUUCCACAACAACUUAAGUUCAGGCUUUCAUACUUUGCUUAGGGAUGAAGACCUCGUUGAUGUAACACUGGCAGCGGAAGGGAAGUACUUGAAAGCCCAUAAAACGGUACUUUCCGUGUGCAGUCCGUAUUUUAAAGAACUAUUUCGAGUUAACCCAUGUGAUCACCCAAUAGUUAUUUUACAAGAUGUUAAAUACACGGCACUGCAAAGUUUACUCGAAUUCAUGUAUCAGGGUGAGGUUAGUGUUAGCCAAGAAGAAAUACCCAUGUUUAUGAGGGUAGCGGACGUUUUAAAAAUCAAAGGAUUAAGUGAAAACGCUAAUAAUAAGGAAACAAAUGGAUUAGAUUCAAAUCAUAAAUUUGAUCCCACAGAUUCAAAGCAAUAUUUAAAACGUAAAUCGAUGGUUAAAAAAAUAAUCAAACCCAUUCAACAUCUUCGUCCCAUCGAACCUAAUCUCCCAAUAAAAUCUCCCCCGAUGGUACGAUCUCCGAUAACGCCUCAAUCUCCUGCAAAACAGCCCCGAAUUGAAACGCCGGUUAGCGCUUCAGAAAGUAAUCUUGAUGUGGUGACACCUAAACAAGAACCGAUCGAUGAAGAUUUUAGUGAUGCUUACGAUGAUUCGAUGGAUGUUAGUUCGAUGAUUGAUACAAGUUUAGGGGAAACUUCCGAUUUUAAACCUAAUUUUUCAACGGCAGCUAGUUGUUCCGGGAUAAAGCAAAAUAUGGAUACGUCAAGUCCAGGUAGUUUGUAUUUUUUAAAAAGUCGUCGCGGUCAUCCCGUUUUGAUUCAUAGCGGCCACAUGUACACGUUGAGUCAUCGGCGUGAAACGAAAAGUACCUGGAUUUGCGUAAAGCAAAAAACGUUAAAUUGCGAAGGUUGUGUUACCACGACGCAUGGAAAUACUUUGCUCUCCUACAGUGGUCAUAAUCACGCUCAAUUGAACAACAUCAUCCAAAGAUUACAAGCGACAAGUUGCAGUCCAUCACCGGAGUUGUAAUUAUUAAUUAAUUUAUUUAAAAUCUAGUCAUUUCAUUUUUUUUUUAAUUAAUUCGGAUUUUAAUAUUUUAAAGCAGAUUAAGUCAGUAUUUAUUUAUAUAGGAUGAAUAAAUAAACGUGUGUUGUUAAGUUUUUUCUUAGAGUUUUUUUAUAUUAAAUUU
Molecule: messenger RNA, 1367 nt
Organism: Onthophagus taurus
Lineage: Eukaryota; Metazoa; Arthropoda; Insecta; Coleoptera; Scarabaeidae
Biological process (GO): regulation of transcription by RNA polymerase II
Cellular component (GO): nucleus
Molecular function (GO): protein binding
Source: RefSeq, a predicted model, not a curated record